This is a messenger RNA of Scomber scombrus (Atlantic mackerel), 3797 nucleotides long. Its product is annotated as CREB3 regulatory factor-like. The record is from RefSeq and is a predicted model, not a curated record. Lineage: Eukaryota; Metazoa; Chordata; Actinopteri; Scombriformes; Scombridae. Gene Ontology annotation, biological process: regulation of transcription by RNA polymerase II; response to unfolded protein. Gene Ontology annotation, molecular function: RNA polymerase II transcription regulatory region sequence-specific DNA binding; DNA-binding transcription factor activity, RNA polymerase II-specific. Gene Ontology annotation, cellular component: nucleus.
ACUCCUUUAUCUACCUUUACGCUGCGCUCGAGCCCGAGACGUGGAGCUAAUCCUCGCCGCGUAAACCAACAACAACAUCAACAACAAUGACUCACAACAACAACAACAACAUCAACAACAACAUCAACAACAACAACAAAGAGGAACCAUAACACAACAGACCAGGCGCGGAUCCACGCCCUCCUCGCAUUGUAAUCUCUCUAUCUGAACAGAAAAAGUGGUUUUAAAACAGCUGCGUCGGGUGUUAAAGUGUCUUCUUUGGUGCGCCCCGGUGGACGGCACCAUGUCCAACAAGCAGGAUGAGGGAGGGAGGUUUGGGGAGGGGGAGGAGGGGCGCUGUGCUGUGCUGUACACGCCUGCAAAACUUUAUUAAUAAAAAGGAAUUAGCUGUAGGGGGGAGAGAGAGAUGACUGGUUUUAUUUCUCCCACCCUCUCAUCUCCAAAACGGUAGGCUUGUGCACCAAUGGAGGGGAAGGAGAGACAGGAGGAGGAGGAGGUGUUGGAGGAGGAGAGGGGGGUGUUUAACAGUCCUAAAAACCAUCUUUUCUGUCCAGUUUUAUCCGCCAUACGAGACCAGCGCGAUACUACUGUGAACUAACUUCCUGCAUGUGGGCUUUAGGUGAAACGGGAUUUCUCGGGCUGAGCGUCCGCCGCCGCUGACUGUCCAUGCGCGCUCCUCUCCUCCUCUCUCUCUGUGGAUGGUGCGUAAUAAUAUCAUCUGGAGAGGCCGAGGCCGACAUUUUACCCCGGUCCGGAGGAGCCUUAACUCCGAGGGGACAUCCGAGGACACAUAAGUUGGGGAGGCCGAGAGCUGCAGGGCUACGUCAUGUGAAAAGGACUCGACCUCUUGACCCCUCUCAACUCUCAGCUUUAGCAGAACUCACUUGCUUGACGUUGUGACCGCGGACUGACACCCUCCUGCCUCGGGCAUGCCUCAGCCGGGCAUGAAUGGGAUGGAGCCAGCAUUUGGCGAGGCCUACGGGGGCCACAGGGGUCUGCUGAGCCCUUACCCUCUGGCCAUGUCGCCACAAGGGGGCAGGACUGAGUACGAUCAGAGCGUGCUCCUCAUGCUGGGCUCCCCGGCAUCGCCAAGGAAACGGCCCUUCGAGUUGCUAAGCGACCUGGUGGACGACGGCGGCUUCGGCGAGGACCUUCACCCGGAGCGCUGGGAUGUGUCAGCGCUGGACGAGAUGGCUCGCUACACCAAGCUGGGCCUCGGCGUAGGGGGGGAGCUGCUGGCCGGCUCGGAGGAGGCCGUCCUGAUGGGCCGCUGGGGGAGGAGCCGCGAGGAGGAGAAGCAGGAGGAGGAGGAGGAGAGGAGGAGGAAGAGCAGCAAGGCGCCGACGACGCACGCGGCACCUCCGGUCACCCAGGAAGUCCAGGUCGCCUCCGCCGUAGAGAGGGAGGAAGGGCGUAUCUGCGUUACCACGACGACAGAGAGGGAGUUGGGCGUUGCAGGAAGAGCGGCGGGGGGAGGACAGGAUGGGGGGAUUGUGAGGGGGCGCACUGUGGAGGUAUAUCAGGUGGCACAGGAGGAAGAGGAGGUGGUGGCGGCGGCCGCGGCAGGUUUGGCUCUGGAGCACUGCAGCGAGGAGCACAACUACUCCCUGAGCCAAGGAGGCGAGCUGGGGACGGGAGGCGCUCACAACCCCCAGACAGAGGAGGAGGAGGAGGAGGGGGAGGAGGUGCAGGCGGGGGAGACACAGCAGGAGGCGCGGGACAGAGAGGAGGCCAAAGGGUCGGAGCUGGAGCUGGAGCUUGAGCUGGAGGAGAAGGACGAGGAGCAGGAGGAAGAAGAAGAAGAGGAGGAGGAGGAGGACGACGAAGAGGACGAAGGAGAGGAGGGAGCGGAGGAGACGGCGGCCGAGGCUGAACUCUCCAGCUCCUCGGAAACCGAAUGCGAGGUGGAGGCGGAACCAGCGAGGCAGCCGGGCGAGCGUCCGUCGAAGCGGCGCUGUUUCUGGGAGUACCGACGCGCUCGAGAGUCGGCCACGAAGAAGAAGCUGGGCGGAGACGUCCACUGGUCUCUGUCCUGGAGCUCCAGCACUCUGCCCAGCACGCUGUACCGCAGAGAGGGCAAAAAAGGCCGCCGCAAAGCCCGCAAGACGGACGCCAGCGACCUCACGCCGAACCCCCAGAAGCUCCACAACAUCGGGGAGCAGCUGCAGAAGCUCAACGCCGCCAUCGACGGCAUGGGUCCGGUCAACGACCUGCCCGCCGUGGCCCGAGCACGGUCCCGCAAGGAGAAGAACAAGCUCGCCUCCAGGGCCUGCAGACUGAAGAAGAAGGCUCAGCACGAAGCCAACAAGAUCAAGCUGUGGGGGCUCAACCAGGAGUACGAGAACCUGUUGGGGGCGCUGCUGCGGAUCAAAGAGGUGAUCCGACAGAGAGUGGAGAGCAGCGAGGAAGAAGACACGGACGAGCGAGGGAUGACCCAACGCCUGGAAGACAUCCUUCGAGAGUCCAGCGGCCCCUUAGUUGCCGGGCGGACCAAAGACUUUGUGCAGAGGAUUUUGGCGGCCAGCGCGGACGGUCAAAGCCAGCGCAAAGAACCCCCGCAGGGAGGAGACGAAGCAGCGGGAUAAAACUCACCCGGCUACUCCACCUCCUCCUCCUCCUCCUCUUCCUCUCUCACCCUCCUCCUCCCCCCCUUUCUUCGGGAGCACUACCGCCGCGAGCAACCUCCACGCCACAUAAACAACCUCCACUCUCACAGCUUCCUUCCAAGUAAGAGCAAAGAUGUGAAGUAGAGGUGUGGAGGGAGGAUGUGAAAGAAGAAGACGAAGAAGAAUAAGAAGAAAAGGAGGAGGAGGAGGAAAGGAGGGAGGGAGGGAGGGAGGAAGGAGUAGCCUAAACAAAAAUGGGAGUAAAUUGCCACCCUUGUUCUUCCUCCUCCUCCUCCUCCUCCUCCUCCUCCUCUCCUGUUGGCCCUCCAAACAGCAGCCUUCUUCACUGCUCUGUCUCUGCAGGCUGCACCACAACCACCACCAAGCCAGAGCUGCUGCUGCUGCUGCUGCUGCUGCUGCUGCUGCUGACGUCUGUGUAAUCUGUGUCCGUGUGUGUGUGUGUGUGUGUGUGUGUGUGCGUGCGUGCAUGUGUGUGUGUGUGUGUGUGUGUUUGGACAUGUAACAUACCGUAUGAGCGUGUAUAGUGUUCCCCUCUCUCCCUCUGUGUGCUGUAUUUGUAUCCCAUUGUGCCUAUGAAUAGACAUUGCACUGUUUUUUGUAGAUGGUCGUAGUUGUCGGCAGGGGAACCGGUAGUGAGCCGAGGGCGAGGGGGCAUUUGAGGAUAGAGGAAGCGCUAAAAUAAGGAAGUGGGGAGGAGCCCUGGCCCCUGGAAAACAAAGAAGCGGGUGUAUGUUUCUUGGUUUUUUUUUUUUUUUUUUAUAAAUUUGGCCGGGCUCCUAUAGAAGCACUGCAUACCAUUCGGAUUGCAUCUGCAUCUGAAAUAUCAGUAAGUGCUGCGACACACACACACACACAGCGAGCGAUGGAAGCUCCAACGCCAGGCCAGCUGUUAACUGGAAACAACAGCUUGCUUGUUGUGGAAAAGUCCUUGGAGCUUUAAUUCCCCAACCUCCCACCAUCACCCCUUCUCUUCCCAAUCCUCCCUUCCUUCCUCUACCCCCUUCACAUCAAAAUGAAAGCUAAGUCAAAACCGAAAGAGAGAAAAACUGCACCUUAAUUCAAACUGACCAAAGAUAACUGAUACUGCUGAACCACUCGGACACCAAAACCUCUCACGUGCUUCAGAUGCUGCCAAUCAUUAAAAACACGUCUUUUUAUUUUUUAUUUUUU